Molecule: messenger RNA, 1136 nt
Organism: Melitaea cinxia (Glanville fritillary)
Lineage: Eukaryota; Metazoa; Arthropoda; Insecta; Lepidoptera; Nymphalidae
Exons: 3
Coding region: 39-1136 (365 amino acids)
Source: RefSeq, a predicted model, not a curated record
UUUCAGUCAAUGCAACCUGUUAUGAGGCUGAAGCUGCCAUGCUGGAGCAUGAUUACUGUAUCACAUAUGAUAAACCAUCUGAAAAACGUACGAAAAAAGGUGUAAAAUCUUCAACAGAUAAUAAAAUUUGUAGUUUGCGAUCUGAAAUUUCAAGACUGCGAAAAAAAGGGACAAAUCUUAAAGCAAGAUUAAAUAAUGCUGUGAAGCUGUCCAAAAAUCCUUUGUUCUACAAAUUUACCAAGGACAUGACAAGGCCUGCCAAACUUUUUACACAGAUGCAAGUGUAUCAAACGUCCAAAAAACCAAAAGGUAGACGUUAUACUACUGAUGAAAAAAUACUGUGCUUAUCAAUGUACAAAAAAAGUCCCAAAUGUUAUAAUGUUUUAUCCAAAUUCUUUACUUUGCCAUCAGCAAAAGCCAUGAAACGCUUGUUGGCAAAAAUAAAAAUUAAAUCUGGUAUCAAUACCAUAUUAUUUGAAAAAAUUAAGAAAACUGUUGCUGAUAAAGACAUCUCUGAUUGUUUAUGUUCAUUAAUUUUUGAUGAAAUGGCAAUAACACCACAAAUUCAUUAUAAUACACAAAAGGAUGUAUUGCAAGGUUUUGAUGAGGAAGGAAAAAAGUUUGCCAAUCAUGUCCUUGUAUUUAUGAUUAAAGGUAUAAAAGAAAACUUCAAACAGCCAGUAGCAUACUAUUUUACGAAUAGCUUAAACACUUAUGAACUAAAAAAAAUCAUUAAAAUAGUCAUUCGAAAUGUUCAGGAUACAGGACUUAUUAUUUUGAACACUGUGUGCGACCAAAGCACUGUUAAUGUAAGCGCAAUUACAAGCUUAAUAAAUGAUACAAAAAAAAUUUAUUUCAAAAAAGGUAAAGAGUGGCGCCAUGAUGUCAUACAAAUAAAUAAACAAAGCUUGAUACCUUUGUAUGACGUUCCCCACCUAAUAAAGGGAAUAAGAAAUAAUCUAAUAACUAAAAAUUUGAAAUACAAAAUUAAUAAUGAGGAAAAAAUAAUGAAAUGGGAGUAUUUGGAAAUGCUUUAUGCUGCUGAUAAAUCAUAUGGAGAACUGCGACUUCUGCAAAAAAUUACUGAGGAGCACGUGAAUCCAGAAAAAAUGAGCAAAAUGCGAGCGAAGAAAUAA